CCACACACCACCCUGUUGUGUCUGACUGUCUGACGGAAGCUCCGCUAACGUGCGCGCAUCUCGGCUUUCUUGCUUCCAUGGCGAUGUCUCUGCAACUCUGCCGCUUCUCCACCUUCUCCGACCGCUCCCUUCCGGAGGCCUUCGCCGGAAUCGGACUGUUCCGGUGCCGGAAGCCUCUCUCCGUUCGGUGCUCAGGCGAGUCCGAGUCUUCUUCUUCUUCGUCUGUGGCUGUUGAUUCCGAUUUUGAUGCGAAGGUGUUUCGGCACAACUUGACGAGGAGUAAGAAUUAUAAUCGGAAAGGAUUUGGACACAAGGAUGAGACUCUGGAGCUCAUGAAUCGCGAGUAUACUAGUGACAUCAUAAAGACAUUGAAGGAAAAUGGAAAUGAGUAUAAAUGGGGAAAUGUUACAGUGAAACUGGCAGAAGCCUAUGGAUUUUGCUGGGGUGUGGAGCGUGCUGUCCAAAUUGCUUAUGAAGCCAGAAAACAAUUUCCUGAGGAGAAAAUUUGGAUUACGAAUGAAAUUAUUCACAACCCUACUGUUAACCAGCGAUUGGCAGAGAUGGAAGUCAAAGAUAUUCCCAUUGAUGAUGGCCAGAAACAAUUUGAAGUUGUUGAUAAGGGUGAUGUUGUGAUUUUGCCUGCUUUUGGAGCUGCAGUGGAUGAGAUGUUGACUUUGAGCAACAAAAAUGUACAAAUCGUUGAUACAACUUGCCCAUGGGUUUCUAAGGUUUGGAAUAUUGUUGAGAAGCACAAGAAGGGAGAGUACACUUCAAUCAUUCAUGGUAAAUAUUCUCAUGAGGAGACUAUUGCAACUGCAUCUUUUGCAGGGAAGUAUAUCAUUGUGAAGAAUAUGGCAGAGGCAAUGUAUGUAUGUGAUUACAUUCUUGGAGGAGAACUUGAUGGAUCUAGCUCAACCAGAGAGGAGUUUUUUGAGAAAUUUAAAUUUGCCAUCUCUGAGGGGUUUGAUCCAGACAUUGACUUGUCCAAAGUUGGUAUUGCAAAUCAAACCACAAUGCUCAAGGGAGAAACUGAAGAAAUUGGGAAAUUAGUAGAGAGGACUAUGAUGCGAAAAUAUGGGGUUGAAAAUGUCAACAAUCACUUCAUAAGCUUCAACACAAUUUGUGAUGCUACUCAAGAGCGACAAGAUGCAAUGUAUAAGCUGGUGGAGGAGAAACUGGACGUUAUGUUAGUAGUUGGUGGGUGGAACUCCAGCAACACCUCACAUCUACAAGAGAUUGCGGAGGACCGUGGAAUCCCCUCGUAUUGGAUUGACAGUGAGAAGAGAAUAGGUCCAGGAAACAGAAUAAGUCAUAAGUUGAUGCAUGGGGAGCUGGUUGAGAAAGAAAACUGGCUACCAGAGGGUCCUAUUACGAUAGGUGUUACAUCCGGUGCCUCUACCCCAGAUAAGGUUGUUGAAGAUGCUCUCAUCAAGGUAUUCGACAUUAAACGGGAAGAAGCCUUGCAACUGGCAUAAUAAGUGUAGAAGUGAAGCUUUUAACUCAAUGCUAUAAGUGGAAGGAUAAGAGCAUUACUGUAUAUUUAAAUGAGAGGAUUUGCAGCAUCCCGCAUUAGAAAGAGCAGUUUCGUGUAAAUUUUGAGCCAUGCAACUCACUUUCUAAGUAAAACCAGUGGGUGAUCUGCAGCUCUUACUAUUUCUUAUACAGAUCAGUGGACUAUGAAUUUCUCUCAUUAUAUGAAUAAGCUCAUGAAUUUGUUGGAUUUUCUGUUUUCCAGUUGAGUUCUUGACCAGUAUUAGAUGAUCGAAGAUUAACUAAAGAAAGCAAAAUCCAUCUAUUUA
This is a messenger RNA of Vitis riparia (riverbank grape), 1799 nucleotides long. RefSeq names its product 4-hydroxy-3-methylbut-2-enyl diphosphate reductase, chloroplastic. Bases 78 to 1475 code for a protein of 465 amino acids. Gene Ontology annotation, biological process: dimethylallyl diphosphate biosynthetic process; isopentenyl diphosphate biosynthetic process, methylerythritol phosphate pathway. NCBI's taxonomy places the organism in Eukaryota, Viridiplantae, Streptophyta, Magnoliopsida, Vitales, Vitaceae. The record is from RefSeq and is a predicted model, not a curated record. The transcript is spliced from 10 exons. Gene Ontology annotation, molecular function: 4-hydroxy-3-methylbut-2-enyl diphosphate reductase activity; metal ion binding.